GGUUCCGAUCGAGUGCCCAACGAUGACGGUAACGAUAAUCGUCGAGUAACUUGUCCCGCGAAACAAAUCGCGCAUUCUCCAUACGUUAUAUAGUGAACGGGGCUAUCGUCGGGAGGCGCAUAUACAAUCGGAAGAGAAACAAUUGUACAAGAGAUAAAAAUCGGGAGGAAAAUUUUCCAAUUUCAAUUGGAAAAUCCGUGUAUCGAAAGGACGGUAGAUUCGUAUAUAAAUUCUUAUAAAUAGAAUCGAGAAAGGCGAGCACCGGAAAAGUUUUCCUGUCGCGCGAUGCCGCGACGGAACACGACAGCAUGUCAGCCUCUAAAACGAACAAAGAAAGAUUUAGCUUAGGAGAGAGGGAAAGAGCGACAGAGAAGGAGGAAGGGAAGAUAGAAAGGAGAGGAAGAAAGAAGGAAGGAGUAAUUCGAGAAAACUGGAGAGGGAGAGAGAAAGAGCGAACAUGGUGGACGCGCGGUAUCCACGCUCUUAGCGCGGAUCGGUUCACGAGGAAAGAGACGGGGAGAGCGGGUGAGAGGGCGAGCGCAAGCGCAAUGAGCCAUGGAGUUGCUCUCGACGCACGCCACAUUGAAAGCUUGCGACAUGCCGCAAAGCCGCUCAGUCGUGCGCCAGCUCUCAUGCGGGUGGUAUCGUUUUCUCGGUUUCUCAUCAUUCCUUGUGGUGUACCGUAACCGCGAGCACGAAAAAGCCCGCGUAGGCGUGGUGAACGCGUUGGCACAUACGAACCACGCGGUUUUAAGCGAAGAAGAAACAAUCGCGUUUCUCUAAAACGAUCGAACAUUAGAUGCUCGUCUUCGUCCUCGAAAAUUGGAAUAGUCGAGGGUCACGUUUUGAUACUUGGACCAGUGUCAGAUCUCGGCUCGUCCGCACAGGAAAAUUCCCGGCUUGCCAUACGAGCUCGUUCUCUCGUGGUAAAGUUUCACAGCGAUACGUUUGGCUCUCUCUCUCUUUCUCUCUCUCUCUGUCUUUUUUUCCGUGGACAACACCGUGACACCGAGAGAGUACGAGAGUAAGCGUAAUUAUUAUUAAAAGAAAGUAAUAACGAGGAUUAAAGAACAAGAAUCGAUUUUACGGACGAUCGGAUAUCUACUCGGUAAAUAGUAGGAAAAAAAAAAAAAAAAAAAGAAGAAGAAGGUGAUAGGACAGAAUUGCGGAAAGAUAUUACGGUAUUUGUGAUGUGCGAGUGAAGGCAAUGGAGUCACCAGUCAUGUACGAUUCAGCGGCCCAUCAGGCCCAGGCCCACGGUGCGGCCGAUCUUAAGAAGUCUCAGGUACUCAGCAACAACAACAACAACAACAACAAUCAUCAGAGCAACAAUAACAAUAACAACAACGCUGCGAAUAACAACAACUCGGCUCUUCAAGUGAAUCAUAAUCACAGCCAGCAGCAAAGCGGUUCGGUGGUGAGCAAGGUCUCGGCGAGCAAGGCUAGCCUUCACCAACAGUACGCGGAACAUUGCGCCGCGGCCGGCGAGCUGACAGACCUGAACACACCCGAGAUAUCGUUAGAUCUGCAGCACCUGAUCGACGACAGCCACUUCAACGACGGCCUGUUGGACAUGUUGGGGGCGAACAACGGAGCGGUGAAGCACGUGAGAACGCCGGGUUAUCCACGCACCACGCUCGCCUACAUGCCGCAACCUGUCCACAGCGGAGCGAGUUAUCACCAGGGCAGCAACAGUUGUAGCGACAGCAACAGCUCGAGUUCCGAGUCGCCCAGCAUCAAAGAGGAACCAUUAGACCCGGCGGAUUAUCGCCGCCACUGCCCGCAAUAUCCGCCCGGUGGAUACAGCCCGGUCACGAACGGGCCGUUCGCGAACGGAGCGCCGACCUUCACCACUUUGACACCGUCCACGGUACCGGGUGGCCAUCCCGGUGCACCGGUCCAUCAACCACCGCCACGGGGCGGGCCGAUGAAACCGGUGAUGGCCCAUCAACACCACGCCAACACUGCCGCCGCCGUUGCCAGAAAACAAACAAAGACGAUCGACAAGGCGAGCGACGAGUACAGAAGGCGUCGCGAGAGGAACAACAUAGCGGUGAGAAAGAGCCGCGAGAAGGCAAAGGUACGAUCGAGGGAGACCGAAGAGAAGGUGAAGCUGUUGGUUAAGGAUAACGACCUGCUCAAGAAGAGGAUCGAACUGCUCACGGAGGAGCUCAACGUUCUCAGGUCUUUGUUCAGCAGCGUCGGAGUGGUACCGGAACAAUUGCACCGCGAGAUCUCGAGGCAUCUCGAUCAGUUCCAGCAACACGCGGUGGGACCCAUGUAGCGCACGACGUCAUCAUCCUCGUCGAGCAUCGCGGUGCCAUCGCGCCGCGCGUAUCGCGCCUUUCUCUCGUCCACCGCCGUCGUCGACCUUCGUCCCUUCCCUUUCGAAUCGAUACCAUUGCGAAAGAGACGCGCCUCGAAACGACUUCCGCUUUCCGGAUGCUCGCCCGACGCUCCCUCUCGAUCCUUUCGCGUCAUCCGGGUAAAAGUAAAGAAGAACGUCCUGGAUCGAGCAUCGCGGCCGUUACUGCGUCUUUUGUCCCGUUCCAUCACGCGGAGAACGCGAGGUGCACGUGCGUUUCCUCGAGAGAAACGACACGCGGAUCGCGGACAGAAGAAAAGACGCGGUGGGAAUGGAAAACGGAGAGGAAGACGGAUCCUCGAGGAGAGGAGAAGGGAAAGAAGAAGCGAGGAAUAACAGGAGAAGGAGGAGGAGGAGGCGUGACUCGUUUGAAGAAGAGACGCUCGUCGGUUUCGCCCGAGGAGAAGCUUUUCGGCAGCUGGAGCUUACGUCGACAACUUUUCACGUGUUGGAAGAAAAGUGCCUCUGCUCAUGGCGAACUUUUAUUUACACCAAGUGCAUCGGACACUUUCUCUGUUCGUCUGUUAACACGACGCGUAACAAUACGGAGAAAAAGAUAUGGAGAAAAACGAGGAGAAAAAAAAAAAAAAAAAGCCACGAGCAAUUUCGAGAUUUUCGCGCAGCCGCCAUGUUGUUGCGACUCUUUUCUUUGACCCUUUGGAAUUUACGGCGAGAGAUAAAC
This is a messenger RNA of Apis dorsata (giant honeybee), 3047 nucleotides long. RefSeq names its product CCAAT/enhancer-binding protein (gene slbo). Gene Ontology annotation, biological process: DNA-templated transcription; regulation of transcription by RNA polymerase II. The transcript has a single exon. NCBI's taxonomy places the organism in Eukaryota, Metazoa, Arthropoda, Insecta, Hymenoptera, Apidae. The record is from RefSeq and is a predicted model, not a curated record. Gene Ontology annotation, molecular function: RNA polymerase II cis-regulatory region sequence-specific DNA binding; DNA-binding transcription factor activity, RNA polymerase II-specific. Bases 1208 to 2284 code for a protein of 358 amino acids.